Messenger RNA from Cladophialophora immunda, 1083 nucleotides. RefSeq lists its product as uncharacterized. The coding region runs from base 1 to 1083 and encodes 360 amino acids. Lineage: Eukaryota; Fungi; Ascomycota; Eurotiomycetes; Chaetothyriales; Herpotrichiellaceae. The transcript is spliced from 4 exons. Gene Ontology annotation, molecular function: oxidoreductase activity. The record is from RefSeq and is a predicted model, not a curated record.
AUGGCCGAGAACAGCAUUCCCAAGACGCAGACAGCAGCAAUAGUCCGGAAGCAAGGUGGGCCGGUCGAAUUCGAUGACAGUUAUCCAGUCACUUUACCCGGGAAAGACGAGAUCCUAGUCAAGGUCUUGUAUACUGGUGUCUGCCAGAGUGAUCUCCAUACCAAAGCUGGAACUGCUACUGGGGCCGACGGUGUCCCUAUCACGAACAUAAAACUGCCUCACGUGGGCGGACAUGAAGGAGUCGGGCGCGUUGUCGCAUUUGGUCCCAACCUAUCUCCAAAUGAUAGACUUCAGUUAGGAACAUUAGUGGGCAUCCGCUUUGCGUCUCGAGUAUGUCACGAGUGCGAGUACUGCACCUCUGGCCGAGAGCAGCAUUGCACCAACGCAACGAACCAUCUGCACCAUGAAGACGGCAGUUUCCAGCAAUAUUGUGUGCUUGACACAAAGUAUUUGACUGAGUUGCCCCAGGACAUUGAUCCGAAGGUGGUUGGGCCUGCUCUUUGUGCCGGGGUUACUGCAUACAAGGCCAUCAAAAAUGCAAAUCUGAAACAGGGGGAAUGGCUUACUGUCAUCGGAGCAGGUGGCGGGUUAGGCCACUUCGCAGUGCAAUACGGCCUCGCCCUGGGCGCAAAAGUACUGGGAGUCGAUGCAGGGACCGAGAAGCAGCAAUUUGUGGAGUCGCUCGGGGCACAGUAUGUCGACUUCUCGAGGUGCAAGGACCUCGCAAAAGAGAUCGCGAACACUACUGGAGGGGGUUCACAUGCGGUUGUCGUCACAAGUGGCCACCCUCUGGCCUUCAGAGGGCUGGCUGAUAUGAUUAGGAUUGGUGGAUCCUUAUGCAUGGUGGGCAUUCCUCCGGGGGACGUGCGUCUGGACACGCCGGUGGCUACCAUCGUCAUCCGAGGACUCAAAAUCCAGGGCAAUCUGGUAGGGUCGUUGAAAGAAACACUCGAGGCCGUGGAAUUCGUUCGAAAUGGAAAAGUUAAGCCGCAUGUCAAAGUGCGACCUUUUCGGGACCUGCCAGACGUGUAUCAGCUAUUGGAAAAGGGAGAUGUUCCUGGCCGAAUCGUGCUGGAGCUGUAG